Rhinolophus ferrumequinum (greater horseshoe bat) is the source of this 243-nucleotide messenger RNA. It is a transcript of the gene MYOCOS, whose product is annotated as myocilin opposite strand. The record is from RefSeq and is a predicted model, not a curated record. The transcript has 2 exons. Lineage: Eukaryota; Metazoa; Chordata; Mammalia; Chiroptera; Rhinolophidae. Bases 1 to 243 code for a protein of 80 amino acids.
AUGGCUCAGAAGAGGCCCACACGCAACGGAACACACUUCCCCUACGAGGACCUGGCCUCUGAGGUGACCAGACGCAGAGUGACCAUGAUCACCAGAGAAGAGAUGCUUACCAAGAAAAGUGAUGAAGCCAGGGAGAAGCUGUCCGAUUUGGGUUUGGAACAAGCCCCUCCCGCUGGCACGGCCGACCCCCCAGUGCCCCCAGCCCCACCUCCUUCUCCAGCUGAGGACCCCAAAGUCUCCUAG